AUGAAGGCCCACAUUCAUUUUCAGUCUUUCUUUAACUGGACAGUGGGAAUCCAACUAUUCCUGUGGACACUCCUUUUGCCUUAUACAACUGCCUUUCCUUUUGAAAUCCCCCCUGACCUUGCAGAAUAUGCCCUGAAAGCCAAUGAUUCCGGCAUCCCGCACAGGCAUCUCUCUAAGAGGGCCUUGGACUACCCCGGAGUAACAUUCUCUUCAACAUGUGACGACGCUCAACAAAGAUAUAUCAAGGAGGAACUUGAUGAAAUCAAGCUUGUGUUGGUCCAGGCACAGCAACAACUCAGGAUAAUACGAAACGUCAUUAGGGAGAAAGAGCAGCCUCAAGAUUGGGGAACUCGUUAUUCUGAAAAUAGGAGACUUUUAAACACGUUCCAAAAGUUUAUAGGGUGGAUCAAAUUCAAUCCUGCUACGACAGCACGGACCGAACAACAAUUGAGUUCAUGGACGACGAUAGCGCAACGGAUGACGCUGUUAUCCUGUGUGUAUAAGGACACGCGGCCCGAGGGUGAGGCAUCCACGGGAUUGCGAGUAUCGGCUACUGCGAAACUAUGCCAUGAAAAUGAAGGUGUCCACGGAUGGACUCUCAAGAACGAUGUCACAUUAAAGGACGAGAUAACUAUCUGUCCAAGUACAUUCAAAAGAACUAAUACAGCGAACAAGCUUUCUCAAUACGCUAAUGAGAUGUCCGCUCUGAAUGGCAAGACCUUGGAUGACAUGAAAUUUACAGCUGCUGCCGGUACACUUCUUCAUGAACUCACUCAUUGUGAACAUAUCCUCGGGGGGGAUAAGACAGGUGAUCAGGUCGCAACUCUGCAGGGAAAAACCAGGGCGGCGUACCAGGCAUACAACAUUGCAGCACUUGCGUGGACCCGCCCGGAGCUUGCUGUCAG
Molecule: messenger RNA, 905 nt
Organism: Aspergillus nomiae NRRL 13137
Lineage: Eukaryota; Fungi; Ascomycota; Eurotiomycetes; Eurotiales; Aspergillaceae
Exons: 4
Molecular function (GO): metallopeptidase activity
Source: RefSeq, a predicted model, not a curated record